Molecule: messenger RNA, 780 nt
Organism: Cajanus cajan (pigeon pea)
Lineage: Eukaryota; Viridiplantae; Streptophyta; Magnoliopsida; Fabales; Fabaceae
Product: large ribosomal subunit protein eL24
Biological process (GO): cytoplasmic translation
Cellular component (GO): cytosolic large ribosomal subunit
Molecular function (GO): structural constituent of ribosome; mRNA binding
Source: RefSeq, a predicted model, not a curated record
AGACUUUGGGUAUACAUAGCCAUAUAAACAACCAUUGAGUUUUAGGGUUUCUACGGCGAGGAGAUCGACGAGGAGGAGCACCAGCAGCCGCAGCAAUGGUUCUCAAGACCGAACUUUGCCGUUUCAGUGGUGCAAAGAUCUACCCUGGCAGAGGAAUCAGAUUUGUUCGUGGUGAUUCUCAGGUUUUCCUGUUUGCCAACUCGAAAUGCAAGAGGUAUUUCCACAACAGAUUGAAGCCGUCUAAGCUCACAUGGACUGCCAUGUAUAGGAAGCAGCAUAAGAAGGAUAUUGCCCAAGAAGCUGUGAAGAAGAGGCGCCGUGCUACCAAAAAGCCUUACUCUAGAUCCAUUGUUGGUGCUACCUUGGAAGUUAUUCAGAAGAAAAGAACUGAGAAGCCAGAGGUUCGAGAUGCUGCUAGAGAAGCUGCCCUCCGUGAAAUUAAAGAGAGGGUAAAGAAAACAAAGGAUGAGAAGAAGGCCAAGAAGGCAGAAGUUCAGGCAAAGUUACAAAAAUCACAAGGCAAAGGCAACCUUGGCGGCAAGGCUGCUGCUCCCAAAGGUCCCAAGCUUGGUGGUGGAGGUGGCAAGCGCUAAGUGCCAAGUUUUGUUCCAAUUCGGGCUAGCACUAAAAUAGUGUCGUUUUGUUCCUUUUGCACUGAUAUUUUAUUUUGUUAAUUUAUCCUUUUACUGUUUAUGCUCGGAGCUUAUAGUACCUAGUAUUGAUUGGAUUUUGCCUCAGCUAAUUUUCAUUUUAUAAAACUUCACUUGCGUGUUUUUCAAA